Molecule: messenger RNA, 1584 nt
Organism: Trichomonas vaginalis G3
Lineage: Eukaryota; Parabasalia; Trichomonadida; Trichomonadidae
Product: ankyrin repeat and SOCS box-containing protein 4 family
Exons: 1
Coding region: 1-1584 (527 amino acids)
Molecular function (GO): protein binding
Source: RefSeq, a predicted model, not a curated record
AUGUCCGACCAAGACAUUCAUCCAAAUAAAUUCAGUGAAUUUCGAAGUAUUUGUAAAUAUUACAUCGAUUUAUAUAAUGCGUUGUAUCGGUUAAAAACGGAAAAAGAAGAAGAUUUAAACUCGAUUUAUAAAAUGAUCAAAACAGAAUUGAUUGAAUCAAAGAAAUCCCCUCCUAAAAAGAUUAUUGAAGAUAUUUUUGAUAUCAUUCCGUAUAAUAACCGCUAUACAAAGUCAUACUUUGAACUUGUCAAACAUAUAUAUGAUGAUUAUAAUGUUACAGGGAACAAAAGGUAUAUUAAUGUUUCAGAAUUCCUAUUUUAUAAAGAAUACGGAAUCAAAUUAAAUAAAUUUCAUGAUUUCGAAAAAAUUAACUCCGAAAAUCUCUAUAUUCAUACAGAAAAUACGAUUUACAGAGCAAUUAUGUAUAAUGACUUAGAAAAUUUCAUUGCAUUUACAGAAAGAGAAGAAUUCGAUAAAAAUCAAAGACUUAAUAGUAAAUUAUAUCCAGAUUAUUAUAGAGGAUAUUCAUUACUUGAAUUAUGUUGUUACCACGGGGCAGUUGAUUGUUUCAAGUUCUUAAGAACUAAAUUUAACUCAGAAAUAACUAACAUAUGUUUAGAAUUUGCAUUUUUAGGAGGAAAUCCAGAGAUCAUGAGCGAAUGUUUGAAAUAUCAAAAACCAAAUGGGUAUUGCAUGAUAUAUGCAAUUAUUUCACACAACAUUGAUUUUGUUACAUUCUUGAUAAAUGAAUACAAUAAAAAGAUCAAAUUAGAAGAUUGCACAAAAUAUAAUAAUCUUGAAUCAUUUUUUGUUUAUUUCGAUCAAACCAAUGAUGUUAACAAUUGCUUUAUUAAUUCAUUGAAGUUCAAUAUUCCAUCGCUUUGCGGAUAUUUCCUUUCACAUGGUGCAAAUAUCAAUGAAAAAAUUAUCUAUGGAAAAACCGCUCUUCAUCUUGCAGCAGGAAAUAAUUCUAAGGAAGCAGCCGAAUUUCUUAAAUCACAUGGUGCAAAUAUUAGUGAAAGAGAUAAUCUGGGACAAACUGCUCUUCAUAUUGCAGCAGUUUUUAAUAGCAAAGAAACGGCCGAACUUCUUAUUUCACAUGGUGCAAAUAUUAAUGAAAAAGAUAACGAAGGGAAAACCGCUCUUCAUGAAGCAGCAGGAAAUAAUUCUAAGGAAGCAGCCGAACUUCUUAUUUCACAUGGUGCAAAUAUCAACGAAAAAAAUGACAAAGGAUUUACCGCUCUCCAAAAUGCAGCAGCAUGGAAUUGUAAAGAAACAGCCGAACUUCUUAUUUCACAUGGUGCAAAUAUCAAUGAAAAAGAUAAAUAUGGAAGAACCGCUCUUCAUUGGGCAGCAUGUUAUAAUCGUAAAGAAAUAGUCGCACUUCUUAUUUCAAAUGGUGCAAAUAUCAAUGAAAAAGAUAACCAUGGAGAAACUGCUCGUCUUGUUGCAGCAGGAAAAGGUCAUAAAGAAACAGUGGCACUUCUUAUUUCACAUGGUUCAAAUAUCAAUGAAAAAGAUAAAUAUGGAAGAACUGCAGAAGUAUUUAGUGAUAAUGCAGAGUUACUACAUGAAAGCCAGUAA